AAUCGCAUAGCGUCCAAAAUGCUACCUCACUAUAUCUCCUUGCUCGCAGUCGUGACCAUUCCGAUGGAUUGUGUGAUGUUUCACCGCGGCCUUCCUUGGAUUCAGGUCAUAAGACAAGACAAAAGGAUUAUACAACCGUCUUUCUUAUUCAAAGCAGUUGUGAAUCAACAAGGCUGAUGCAACCCUGGCAAUGUCAGAUCGAUAAAGUUUUGUAUUAAGUCAUCGUAAAUAAUACCGUACGACAGGCAGCCAUAGGCAAGCACAGCUUUUACGUUCAAUAUAGAAAAAAUGAUGUUGAUACUUGGAUUGCUGUUGCUGUCAUCGACAAGUUACCUCGUAGCCUGCAAUCAGAUUCAACAGGUUCUUGUCUCUGACGUCAAACCAAGAAGCGCACGCAUCGCUUGGACAUCAAGCGUAAGCACAGACAGUCCAAUAGCUUUUAACCUUACAUUAUAUCGUGGUGUUGUAGAUGUUAUCAUGUCAGAGGUGGUGCAAGACACAAUGUUUGUACUGAUGGAAUUGGAAGCAGAUACGCGGUACAAUGUCUGUGUCACUUUUAACAAUGCCACUCUGGGAGAUUCUACAAAAUGUCAACAGUUUGAAACAGGUAACAAUAUGGCGGCGAUUUUUGUUGGAGGAUUUAUUCUUGUUAUGUUUGUUGGUGUUGUAAUCAUUGAUCUCGUGUGCAAGAGGGAGAGGGAUGAAAUCAUAAAGAGAUCACAAGCCCAGAUAUUAGCGGAUGGAUCGAUCAAUUAUAGAACUACGAGAGGUCAAAUGGUCGGUCAUGAAAACGCUGGGUUUGAGCCUCUAACUUUAGACGACCCAGGCCCAAUAGUCGAUAUGCAUCGAAGUUAGUCGACCGAUUACUGUCUCUCAACACUACCAUCAAUAUCAGUAAAACAUUCCAAUCGCAGACAGCACACUGAUAAUUGUAUGUAUUUGUUAGGCAUUUAUUCAUUUUGGACACAAGAUCAAGGCCAUGAAAAUUCGAUUUUUUUUUUUGUUCUCGGAUGGGAUUUGAACCCACGAUCUCCAGAUCACUAGCCUGGCAUCAUACCUCUAGAUCACCGAGCUUGCGUCUGAUGGCCAGGGUUUGAAUUCGAGUCCAAGUGAGCAGCGGUCUUGCACAUGUUGAUAGUAAUUGUUAUUGUUGUAAUAGAAUAGACAAUUUUCAUAAUUUUUUAAAUGUAUCAAUACUAUAAUUUAUUUUGAGGCAAUUAAGUUUUAUCGUAUCGUUUUGCAUUCUUAAUAAAUGAGCUUUGUGUAAUGCCACCAUGAUUUAUAAAAUGUUGCCAUACAUAGUGCAGUACUGUACCGUAGUCAAAGCGGAAGUUUAACAAAAAAAUACUUAUUAGCGUACACAUACAUGCCUGCAUGAUCUUCACUCACUCGUAUCAUGCAAACAAAGAGUUGACGACUGACUGGCUUCGAGCAUAAUAAAGGUUUUCUUUUUUUCAAAA
Messenger RNA from Anneissia japonica, 1460 nucleotides. RefSeq lists its product as uncharacterized. The transcript has 2 exons. The record is from RefSeq and is a predicted model, not a curated record. The coding region runs from base 289 to 855 and encodes 188 amino acids. NCBI's taxonomy places the organism in Eukaryota, Metazoa, Echinodermata, Crinoidea, Comatulida, Comatulidae. Gene Ontology annotation, molecular function: protein binding.